UGAUAUUUUUUAUUUCCAAUAAUAAUCAUUUUUAUUAUUAUCUAUCCAUUGAUGGGUCAGUCACUGCGAAGAUAAGGAAGGUCCAUGAAAAUCUAGAUUAGGCUAUAUAAAAACUUGUUAUUUGAAAAUAAUUGUAAUUUAUAUAUGUGAGAGUUUUUGAUAGCUAUUUGUAGUUUAAAAAUAAUUAAUUUUUAGUUAGCUUUUUUAAAAUUCAUUGGAUCUACUUAUUUUGAUUUCAUUUUAUAUUACCUGAAUUACUAUAAAAAUAAUCUUAGUGUUUUGUUAAAUUGGAUAGGCUGAGACAUUUCGAUAGAGUGAUUUUUUUCAUGUGGAAAUGGGGAGUCGAAGCUUUACACCAAAAGAGCAGCUGGUUGCGAAUCCUUGGUCUAGAAUGAUCUCAGCAAAUCCUGAAGAAAGCUGGGUUGACAAAUAGCAGAGAAUAUGAGUAUGGCAUCUUCAUAAAUUUAUUUAUUUUGGUUAUGGGUUAAAGUGUUAAAAACUGGUUUCAAGUGAAAUUUUAUGAAUUAUCCUUCUGUUAACAAUUUCAAAUUAUUGGCAAUUCCAAUAACAAGUUAAGUGAGUCAAUGGGGUUCAUGAGAAAAUCCACGCAGGAAUCUGAGCAAAAAGUUAAAUCUAAGAGAAGACAAUUUUCUUUGGAUGAUUUUAAGAUAAAAAAACGCUAAUAACUUCUUAUUGCCAUAUAUUCCAGGGGCUAAUAAGAUCGAAGCUUCAUGGGAACAAGAAGCAAGCUGUCCUCUGAUUUGUACUUGUCACUUGGAACACCUGACGGAAACUGCAAUUUACCGUUUCAUGCGAACACAUAAAGAAAAUCCAAUAUUUGCAGAUGUAGGAAUUAGCGAAAAUAAUGAGAUUCUGAAUGAGGAAACAUUAGACACUGUGGAAAUACUAGAAGAACAUGGCCAUACAAUAAUACGAUCAGCAAUAUGCAUUCUUCAAACAGAAACAGAUCCUGUAGAUCUAUUAGAAACUCUCCCGAAGAACAUAGAAAGCUUAACAAUAAUCCAAGGGUACGAAUCGGGUAACAAAACCAUCAAAAUAAGCUCUAUGAAAAAAUUUACACAGUUGGUAACUAUCGAAUUGAUCGGACCUAAUUUACAAAAUGAACCCCUGAACAGCCAUUUAAUUUGUGAGAUUGAUUCGGCAAUUGGAGACUUGAAAUAUUUGAAUUUAGAAAGAGUCUUGAUAAAAAAUUCUAAAGAACAGUUAAUGCAAGCAUUACAACAGAUAAAUGAGGAAAACAUUACUUUUGAAUAUCCUCAAAAAUUUGAUGAUAAUUCGCAUAUAACAAUCGUCCGAAAAACAAAUAAUGAAGAAACGGUAGUUCCUUACGAAGUUUUUAUAAAACAAAGAGAUGUGACAAGCGAUAUGCCCAUCUUUAGGGGUUUUAAGAAGUUAUUGUUACUAAGAAUUAGCAGCUGUAAUUUACAUGAUAUUAAUUGGGAAAUGUUUGAUCGACUCCAAGAAUUACAAUAUUUAAUACUCGAAAAAAAUGGUUUAAAAUUUAUACCACCUUUUGCUUUUCAUGGGACUCCCAAUCUAAAAACACUCUCAUUGGCUCACAACAAUCUUCUAGAUAUACAAAUAACUGAUCUCGCAGGUCUAUUACACUUAGAAUAUAUAGAUUUAAGUUAUAAUAAUUUUACUCAACUUUCCGAACUAUCAUUUCCACCAUUUCCAAAAUUAAAACUGGCGAAUUUUGCCAAUAACCCGAUAAAUACAAUAUUUUCAAAUACAUUUGAAGUUAUGAACACUACUAACUCUCUAAUAAUUGGCAGUGAGCUUAUGGCUCUUACGUUGGUUACUAAUUCCUUGUUGGGUUUGAAUCAAUUGAAAAAACUUACUUUAAACAAUUUAGAAUUAUUCGUUUUAAAAAGAGAUCUGUUUACUGGAAUGCCACAAUUAGAAGAGCUUCUGCUUACAGGUAACAUUACAAAAAUAGAAUAUGAUGCAUUUUUAGAAAUUAAACAAAUAAAAACUCUUAUACUAAGUAGUUGUCAAAUAAUGAAUAUAUCAAUGGACAGUUUUAUUGGUUUGACUAAUUUGCAACUUUUAGAUUUAUCUAAAAACCAUUUGGAGUAUAUUCCUCCUGGUACUUUUGAUCACUUAGUGAACAUAAAAGAACUAUAUCUAAAUAAAAAUAAAUUUAAACAACUACCAAAGGAUAUAUUCCUUAAAAUUCACCCGAAAUUGAUAAGACUAAAUGAUAAUCCAUGGCAUUGUUCCUGUGAUAUGAGUGAAUGGAAGCCAAUGAUAAUUAACAAAAUCAAACAAAUAAUUGUCAAACCAUGCGACUACACCAGUGAUAAAGGUAUAUCUUGUGCAAAAGAUAGAUUUGCUUAUAAGUAUAUUUAUGAAAAUAAAAUAGCUCCUAAAUGCUCACAACCAGACGAGUUUGUAAAUUGGAACGUUUUCCACGCCAUGAGAAGAAUAUUAAGAUGUGCAGAUUACAAACCAAAACUACGAAAACGCUUUAAAAAUUCUACAGUCGUAACAGGCAACGUUGUUGAUACAACUAUAAAUGUGUCUACAAACUUAACAAAGUUGGAAAAACUCAAAUAUAAAAUUAAGAAGCAUAAACUACUAGAAUCCAAAAAAUUGAGAAAGCAUCUGAAACAAGUUGAAAAUGUUGAAACUAAUAAUAAUACAAACAACUUUGAAUCUAAUCAAAUAGAUCAAUCCUCCGAAGCGGACACAAAACAUAUCAGAUAUAAAAAAUUCAACGCAAAGAAUCAAGUUGAUAACGAAAUAAAGAAUGACAUUUAGAAAUAAAAAUAUGAGUAGUACACUAGGAGCUUGUAAAACUUUUGUUUAAUUCGCUAAUUAUUUUUUAUAUUUGCUUUCUCUCUUACAUGUCUUUUGGGCAGAAUUAUUAUAUAUGCUGCUGGAUAUCAACAGUUUUUCAAUAUUUGUUUUAGAAUGUGUGAAAGGUAUUGUUAUUGCCAUAGAAUAGAAACUACAUUCUGAAUUUUAACUAUUUUUUUAUUUUUCACAUUUUAAUAUAUAUAAAAUAUUUAUCUGUAAUUUCGGAUAGUUAGUAGUUUUAACUAUUACUAGUUGCUUUCCAAUUCAUUAACCACUUUGUACCCAAAACAUGGCUCGAUGCUCUCAUGAAUUUGGCACACAAGAAUUAAUUUAAAUAAAUUUCGUAAGUUUUGUGUCAAGUGUCAAAUUUGAAAACGUAUCACAAAUAAUUUGUUUAUUUGUUGCCUUGUCCGAAAUACAAGAUAUUUGAUUAAUUGAUGAUAAAAUACGAAAACUUUAGAAGCACACCCUUAAAACUAUACUUUUGACUUUUUGGUAUUCUUCAAUAAGAAAUAAUGUAUAUCCCCAAAUUUGUCUCUGAAUCCAAUAAUACAGAAAAAAUUUGUUUUAAUUUACUUAAAUCGAUAUGAAUUUUAAAUAAAUACCCACAUAACAUCAAUUCAAUAGUUUGUGUUUAAAGUACAAUUUUGAAGCUCAUUGAGCACAAAGAUUUAUCUGGUGUUUUAGGAGCAAGGGUAAAACGCAACUGUGUUCGACGCACAGAUCUUGAAAACGACAAUUUGGAACAUGGGUUUGAAGCAUUGCACACCCUUAUGCUCGAUUGGGUGCUCAAAUUGAGUAAUUGGAAAGCAACUUAUAACUUCUGCAUUUACAUCCAGCUUACUCAUACUUUAAAAAGAGUUUUGUUGAACUAUUCAAUAUUCAAAAAGUUGCUACUUUCAGCAAAUAGAAAUUUAUUUUGUAUAAUUGUAAACCAGCAAAAAAUAAUUAAAUUAUAUAUAUAUAUAUAUAUAUAUAUAUAUAUAUAUAUAUAUAUAUAUAUAUAUAUAUAUAUAUAUAUUAAUAUAAAUUUUUUUGAAUGUUACAAUUAAUAGAAAAUAGAUAUUUUGUAUUAUGAUACUCUAUUUAUUAAAAAAAAUAUUGUAUGUGAUUUUUAUUAAGGCCUGUCUAAUAAACAUUUUAAAAUUAUUAGUAUUCAAAUAACCCCAAGAUCACCCUAACAACUUCACUGUGAAAUUUAUAUCGAGCUAAAAUAACUUCAUUUCAAAUUACAUGAUUUUACUUAAUAUCAGCUUUUUGUCAAUAUACAGAGUUAUUCAUCAUAAAUUACCCAGACUUUAUUUUCAUUAUUAAUACCUAAUGUUUCAUAGAACAAUUGGAAUGCUAUCAAGAGUACAGUGGUUAAUAUAUAUUCCAGGAUAUACAAACAACAUCCAUUUUCAAAUUUUAUACUUUCAAUAUUGAUAAAUCUUCUUACAAACUAGUGACUUUGGGCUAACAAAAUGAAAAUUGUGUACAAAUUUGGUUGGGUUUGUGUUUUAAUUUCAACAACUUGUCAAGUCGAUAAAAAAUUGAGGCAGACUGGAUUAAUCGGUGCUGUGAAAUAUAUUGGUUGUCUAAAAACAAACCAUCGAAAUUUCAAUAUCAAAGCAACGAGAGGAUUAAUGGAAAUUCAUGAACAUCAAUUGAUUGUCGUGGAACUGCAAAUUCCAUGCUCUCUGGUCCAAAUGUUUUUUUUUUCUCUAUUAGAUUUGGUUUUGGUCACUUCCUCUAUCUCUAAGUAAUUGCAAUACUCAGUACAAACACUGUUCCAACAAGUUAAGGACGAAAUGAAUGAUGUACAUUUUGAAGUAUUGUAGGCAAAAAUAACUGCAGCUGAUCUUAAACUAGUCGAUGAUGAUUUUGAUUAUACGAAUAAAGAUUUUCUACAAGUGUGAAUCCACAAGUUCAAGCACAGGAACUUGGUUAUUGAUAAAGUACAAUUAGGCGAAAAUAGU
Diorhabda sublineata is the source of this 4781-nucleotide messenger RNA. Its product is annotated as leucine-rich repeat-containing G-protein coupled receptor 5-like. Gene Ontology annotation, cellular component: extracellular matrix; plasma membrane. Gene Ontology annotation, molecular function: protein binding. Bases 811 to 2784 code for a protein of 657 amino acids. Lineage: Eukaryota; Metazoa; Arthropoda; Insecta; Coleoptera; Chrysomelidae. The record is from RefSeq and is a predicted model, not a curated record. The transcript has 4 exons.